Molecule: messenger RNA, 2463 nt
Organism: Ruditapes philippinarum (Manila clam)
Lineage: Eukaryota; Metazoa; Mollusca; Bivalvia; Venerida; Veneridae
Product: cytochrome c oxidase assembly protein COX15 homolog
Exons: 10
Coding region: 114-1409 (431 amino acids)
Biological process (GO): heme A biosynthetic process
Cellular component (GO): mitochondrial inner membrane
Molecular function (GO): oxidoreductase activity, acting on NAD(P)H, heme protein as acceptor
Source: RefSeq, a predicted model, not a curated record
AAACAAGAGCUUUUUGCGGCACAUGUAGACGCUUGUUUGUUGACAUUAUGCAAUUGGUAAUCUUUUCGUAACGAGUGAAAGUUAAAUAAAUCGACUUUGAAAACAGGCUGAAGAUGCAAUCUUUAUUUGUAAACAUGUCUUCCUUGGGGAGGAAUGCAAUGCCAUUAUUUGUAAAGCCGGGACCAUGUUGCCAGAAAUUCCAUAAAUGCUUUACAGCAGGACGUGUAAGCUACAGUCAGUUAAAUGCUGCAAAACAUCACCUUUCUAGACACAAGAAACUGUUUCCUGGUUUGGUAUCGCAAGUUGUUCGCCAGACAGCUACAGCAGCUGAAACAGCGGCACCUCAGAUUUCUCGAAGGGCUCAAAAGAUUGUUGGAGGAUGGUUGAUUUCUUGUGCCGGCAUGUGUGCUGGUGCAGUCCUUCUAGGUGGUAUAACAAGGUUGACAGAGUCUGGAUUAUCAAUGGUGGACUGGAAGUUGUUUAAAGAUAUGAAACCACCAAGAUCCCAGCAAGAAUGGGAAGAAGAAUUUGAGAUAUAUAAACAAUACCCAGAGUAUAAAUAUGUUGCACAAGAGAAAGGUGAAAUGACGUUAUCUGAGUUUAAAUUCAUAUAUUAUAUGGAAUGGGGCCACAGAAUGUGGGGUCGAGGUGUAGGGCUAGUGUUUGCAUUACCUGCCCUAUAUUUCCUAAAGAAAGGUUGGAUUUCUAAAGCCUUGAAGCCCAGACUGGCCAUAUUUGCAGGUCUGAUUGGAUUUCAGGGUUUUCUAGGUUGGUACAUGGUCAAGAGUGGACUUGAAGAAAAGCAAAAUGCUUAUGAAAUUCCAAGAGUGAGUCAGUACAGACUAGCAGCUCAUCUAGGUUCUGCAUUACUGUUGUACACCCUUUUCUUGUGGAAUGGACUCGCCCAUGUUUUAACACCAGUUCAGAUUCCAGAGUUCAAACAGCUGGCUAGAGUUAGAGGAAUGGCACAUGGUUUAAUGGCUGUUGUUUUCGUCACUGCUUUAUCAGGUGCAUUUGUGGCUGGACUAGAUGCCGGCCUAACUUACAACUCCUGGCCUAAGAUGGCAGAUAGAUGGGUUCCUGAUGACCUUUUAGCAAUGUCACCAAAAUGGAAAAACAUGUUUGAAAAUGCAACAACUGUACAAUUCAACCAUAGAUAUCUGGCACAAAGUACAGUAGUUUUAAUAAGUGGAUUUUGGCUAAUGGUGAGAAAGUAUCCGUUGCCAAGAAGAGCUCGCCUAGCUGUCAACUGUCUAGCUGGAAUGGCAUUUAUUCAGGCUUCACUUGGAAUUCUUACAUUACUGAUGUACGUACCCACACAUCUGGCUGCCACCCAUCAGUCAGGCUCUGUUGUGCUACUCAGCAUGGCCACCUGGCUUGCACUUGAGUUAAAACGGUUGCCGAAGUGAAAUUCAGAUAAUUUGAAUGAUGUGGUCUGAACUCUUUGAAUGCUAUUGAUGUUUAUAAUGACCUGUCUAUGCUGUCAAUAUAAAGUCAGGCCAGCCUGCACAUCCAUCAGCCUUCAUAUUAAAGGCACUCCACUGAGGUUUUUGAUAUGAUGGGACUGUAAAAAAAUUAUAUUAUACAUUUUUAAACCAUUUAAUGAAGAUAUAUACCAAUAACAUAUUUACAAAAUUUCAAUUUCUCACUCAGAUUUUCCAGAAUAAUCAUUUUAAGUGCUAAGAAUGACCUAAAAACUAAAUGUUUAAAUGCAUUUUACUUAAAACUUGCUAAAAAUCACACCAGAAUUUGAUUUUCAAUUGAAUUCUUAGUACAUGUACAUUUUUGUGUAUAUUUCAUUAUUAUCCUUUACAUAUUUUUCUGUUAUUAGUGUCCCAGUUAAUCUAUGAGAGGUUUAUUAAUUGUUUUUAGGCUUUUGGAUCUCAGCAGAACUCCCUUUAAAUUGUCUGCUGCUAAUAUUAGAUCUUUUAACACUGAAACCCCUUACAACAAUAAUUGACUGUUUCGAAUGAAAAGCAGGGCAAGUCCAUUAUGUAUCUUUAGCAGGUAAAGGGUUCAACAAAUAUUUGCAUAAUUGUGUGAUAGAUGUUUCUUAUGUAAAAAUGAAGACAAAUGUAGUAUUAUUUUGUUGACUUUAUGGUUUUGUUAGAAUAUAUGUGAAGUUUCUUAUCUUAUUAUCUUAAUGUCUUCAAUAAAUAAUGAUAUGAUCAACUUUAUAUUAAAAUUUAAAAAUGUGCAACACAGAUGUUGUACUAUGUACAUGUAUUUAUUGUUUAUUCUUCAAUAUUAUUUAAGUGACAUUUUGUUCAUUUUCUUCUGUCAAGUUUAGUUUAAUAGCUAUGUAAAUUCUUAAAUCCAUUUGUAAAUGGUCAGUGAAUAGGUAAAAAUAACAUUCUAACACUAUCGGAUUUUUUUCAAUAUAAACAAAGAAGGCCCGAAGCGUGCAUUAUUCUACAAAAAUGCACUCGUCGUUCUUAUAACCUCCCCGUGUAUUUUCACAUU